Talaromyces stipitatus ATCC 10500 is the source of this 1590-nucleotide messenger RNA. RefSeq lists its product as uncharacterized. Gene Ontology annotation, molecular function: methyltransferase activity. The record is from RefSeq and is a predicted model, not a curated record. Bases 454 to 1266 code for a protein of 270 amino acids. NCBI's taxonomy places the organism in Eukaryota, Fungi, Ascomycota, Eurotiomycetes, Eurotiales, Trichocomaceae. The transcript is spliced from 8 exons.
AGCAACGACUACAAGAACAGAACCAGCGUUUUCCUUUUCGAAGCGGCAUUGAACGAAUGAGUUGUUCUGGUCGAAAAGACUAGUCAUGGCAACCAGUGAUGAAGGCAAUGCUCCUGCGAUUGACGUCGACGAGCAAUUUGAAAACGACUCGGCCUGGGGGCAAGAUGACUCAGCAUCAGAGUCAACCUCAGUCACUUCAAGUAUUUACAGGGGACUGGCUGAAAAUGGGCGACGGUGCGUUCCAAGAAGAAGCGGUAGAUGCCAGACUUGAAUGAUGACACCUUGCAUAAUAGAUAUCAAACUUUUCGCGAACAUAUAUAUUGGUAAGCACAAUGAAGACGAGGAUAAUAUACUCAUCUGAAAUGUGGAGGUAGGGGACCAUCUGACGAAAAACAAUUCGAAACGAUGGAAGCAGGGUACUAAUACCCCGCACACGUCCCAUAACGGAGGCUGAUGGAAAUAAGACAUUUCAUGUAUUCCGUCCUUGAUUACCACGAGCCGAAUCGACUGCAUAGAGCUCCCAUUGGAAAUUCACCAGAGCACAUUCUCGACAUCGGCACUGGGAAGGGGUCAUGGGCCAUCGAUGCAGCAGACAUGUACGAGUCUGCUACCGUACGCGGAAUCGACUUAUAUCCUCCCCCAGUUGGCUGGGUUCCGCCAAAUUGCAUUCUGGAAGUCGAUGAUGUCCUUGAAGAAUGGACAUGGCGACAAAAGUUUGACCUUAUACAUAUGAGACUUCUACUGGGAGCAUUCACACCUGAGGAGUGGGACGAUGUGUAUAGGAAAUGCUAUAACAAUCUCAAACCUGGUGGGUGGAUUGAGCAAGUCGAAUUGGACGUGCGUGUCAUGUCGGAUGACGGAACACUUCCUGAAGACAGCCUGCUAGCAGGAUGGGGUCCAAACUUUCUAGGGUGCGGUGAGCGAUCAGGACGACCACUGAAUACGCAGACGACGAUGCGAGCCGCCAUCGAGAAGGCAGGUUUUAGAGAUGUCCACGAAAAGCUGUAUAAAUGUCCUAUUGGCACGUGGCCUAAGGAUCCUCAGUUAAAAGAUGCUGGUGCGAUUAAUAUGGAGCACUGGUCUUCGGGACUCGAGGGUUGGGCUAUGUGGUUAUUAACCAAACAUGGUGCACCUAUACCGUGGUCCCCAGACGAGGUCACGGUAUAUGUAGCUAAGGUGCGCGCGGAACUGAGGAACCCGAAGCUACAUAUCUAUCAUUACACUCGACGAGUAUGGGGGAUGAAACCAACCGAAGUCACGCCAUAAAGGUAGGGAUGACGUUGGAUAGAAGCCACACCAUGGUUCCUGUAAGGCGGAACAUGGAAUGCCCCUCUGGAAUGGCUUCAAGAUGAAUGUGUUCAUGAGGGAAACUGAUUUUGCAAGGCACUGUAAUCAUGCCAUUAUGUUUGGCUAGUUCAGGGCUUCAUUCUAAUUCAUUUGUGUUCAAAUUUUGAUGGAAAUGAGAUAAGAAAUUUGAUCUAUAGCAGAACCUGUAUGUCCUCUGAACCCAGGGAACAAGUUGGCUAUACCAUGCAGUUUACUAAAAGAAAGGAAAGAAAGUGAUGUCUAGUCAAAUAUAAUAGCUCAAUU